Antechinus flavipes (yellow-footed antechinus) is the source of this 449-nucleotide messenger RNA. It is a transcript of the gene SPINK4, whose product is annotated as serine peptidase inhibitor Kazal type 4. Gene Ontology annotation, molecular function: protein binding; serine-type endopeptidase inhibitor activity. The record is from RefSeq and is a predicted model, not a curated record. NCBI's taxonomy places the organism in Eukaryota, Metazoa, Chordata, Mammalia, Dasyuromorphia, Dasyuridae. Bases 69 to 326 code for a protein of 85 amino acids. The transcript is spliced from 4 exons.
GAGUAAUUUCUCCACCACCAUCAUUUCCCAACUCCAGUCUCCAUCACAACCCCAGAGCUGAGUGCACCAUGAAGGUCACAAUGUGUAUGCUCAUCUUGUCUCUGAUUGCUAUCACUGGAGCAUGGGGAGAGCCAGUGAAGGCAAGAGAAUUUGUUUUUCAGAAAAUGCCAAUCUGUGAACACAUGGGGGAAAUCCCAGUGUGCCCCAAAUUGUAUCAACCUGUCUGUGGAACUGAUGAGAAGACCUAUGAUAAUGAAUGCCUGCUAUGUAUUGCAAGAAUGAAAACUAAACGGGAUAUCCAGAUUAUAAAGGAUGGAGUAUGCUAAAGAAGAAACACUCAAUAGAAAACUAGAUGUGGAUCUUUUCUAAUUGUUUCAGAAAUAUGAUCCCUUCUCCCUAUCCACAUUAUAUACAUUCUAUAUAAAGUGCAAUAAAGUUAAUAUGCAGAA